This is a messenger RNA of Soboliphyme baturini, 842 nucleotides long. The record is from the annotation of a GenBank genome assembly. Lineage: Eukaryota; Metazoa; Nematoda; Enoplea; Dioctophymatida; Soboliphymatidae.
AUGCAACAAGAAGCUGCGAACGAAGCGGUCAAGGCACCGUCAGGUGAUCAGAACCUGCCGGACAAGAAACUUCUUCAGGAUCCGGCUGCAUUGGCAUCUGCCUUGCAAGAUGCAGAAGGAAUGGCAGUCGAAGAAUUUGUGGAUAGCUUGUCAGCUCCUGUGCGUAGACGGGUAAACGCUUUGAAGCGUCUGCAGAUGGCAUCGGCUGAGCUUGAGGCUGAGUUCUACCGAAAACGUGCCAAGAUUGUUACUGGGGAAUACGAGCCAACAGAUGAAGAAUGCGUGCCGGUUGUGCAGGAGCUGGAGAAGGACGUGGAAGAGAAGAUGAACUUGGAUACCCAAUCAGAAGAAGCUGCGGAAGCGGAGACCGAUGUUAAAGGAAUACCUGAAUUUUGGCUAACUUUGUUGAGGAACGUUGAUAUGAUUGCUGAAUGGAUUCAGAGUUUCACGCUUAUUUUCCAUUUUUCUCCGAAUGAAUUCUUCACCAACCAAACGCUCACCAAAGUUUAUUACCUUAGCUGCAAACUUGAUCCCGAAGAUCCGCUUUCAUUCAAUGGUCCUGACAUCAUUAGUUGCAAAGGGUGCAAGAUUGAUUGGAAACCAGGCCACAAUGUUACCGUCAAGCUGAUCAAAAAGAAGCAGAAGCAGAGAAAGGGAGGAGCGACUAGAUUUGUGACAAAGGAGAUCAAAAAUGAGUCAUUUUUCAACUUUUUCGAUUCUGCCAACGUUUACAGUGGUCGUUUGCUGGAUGAAGUGUUUGAUGAAGACGACGUGGAUGAGGAGGAAGAAUAUGAAUCUGAUUCCGACGAAGAAGCAGUAAGCGGUGUUCAGAAGGUAUAAAA